Toxoplasma gondii ME49 is the source of this 1756-nucleotide messenger RNA. RefSeq lists its product as hypothetical. The record is from RefSeq and is a predicted model, not a curated record. NCBI's taxonomy places the organism in Eukaryota, Apicomplexa, Conoidasida, Eucoccidiorida, Sarcocystidae. The transcript has a single exon. The coding region runs from base 370 to 1488 and encodes 372 amino acids.
GUCCGUUUAAAAGGAAAUCAAUUGAAUUCAGUUCUUGCCUCUUGCAAGGCGCAAAUGCUGUGGCUCCAGUCUGUUGGCCUCCUGUUGAGACUCUGCCUCGUCUAGCGCUACUAUGUUCAAGCUAGCCUUCCCAUAAAGUUUGGGUUCUUGCGCAAAUCUCGCACCUUGAGCUUGCAGAAGGGUCGCCAUGCACAACGCGUAUCGGCGUGCGAAAUUUUUUCCUUGUUUCUCGAUUGUCAUAGUCUGCUUCAAGGGCGUCACCCGCGUUUCUCUGUCUAGCCCUGUCGAACGUCCGGGCGGUCAAAGUGACUGCAGUGUGCGCUUCCUCCGGGGGAUCCUUCACUCUACCGCCACCCUUCAUCGGGUAAGAUGGCGAGGAACAGCAUCACUCUCUCUUUCAAAAACGUUCUUGCUAGACUCUUUUCCCAGAAAGGCCUUCCCGAUCCCCGCAAACAUCCGGUAUGUAAGGUCACAGAUGCGGUCGAGGAAAACUCAAGCGCGGAUGUGCUUGAGACUCCGCAAGGUCCUGCAGAGGCUCAUGCUCCUACGCAAGCGCAUCGGCAGGGAUAUUCUCUGUUGAUCAGGACGCCAACAGAACCGAAAUUCCCCGCUCUCCUUUUUUCGGAAACAGGAGAGGAACACGGCUGCUCCGACUCCGAGCAGAGUUCCUCAGAUACGGAAGUCUUUGUGGCGAAUCAAACAGUGCAGUCUCAGCAGGCUUCGCGAACUGAAGAAAAACGACAGCGCAUUGCUCGUCUGCGUCUGGACCCUUUUUUAAUUAGCUUCCCUAUGUAUCCAGCAGUAUUGACGUUUUCUGACUGCAGCGAGUCCGUUGAUGGGACAAGCUGUUCCAGCACAGCCGGACCACUUUCACCGUCCAGCGCCUUCACUGAGCAGGAUGACUUGCCUGCGACAUCUUUUGCAAGCAGACUAAAUGAGUACGCCAGCGGGAAUGGCGACAACCGAGAACUCGUAGAAAUGGAGAAGCUGUUUUCAGACAAGGACUAUGAAAGGACGUAUCCCUGUGAGGAUGCUGAUGCCUUCAGCCCACAAGUGUCUCCACUCCGCGGUUCUGACCUGUUGGCCCAUCCGGUUGACGUGACGACGACGGCACAAAUGACCUAUAUAACGCAUUCCGCUAUAUUUCGGCGGAGUAUAAGGAGGAGCUGCAGUGAAAAUUUUAUCACCGAUGCAACUCCGCAUCCGAAACAAGAUCCGGACGCGGGAUGCCAGUCGAAAAGGUACUUGUCAGAUCCGGCCACGGAUGCACGAACCACCACUAGCGGCUUCUUAGAAAGAAAUACUCGACUGUCGUACCGUGCAAUGCUUCAACUGCCGAUGAAAAGAAAGAAAAGGUCCCCACCGGCGACAUUGAAUGGCCCGUUUCUUUACGACGUUGACGAUAUGGCUUCGUGCGCGUGUGGGUUUCAGUUGGCAUCCGCGUUCGUUAGAGUGCAAGCAGACAACUUGCAGAGUUCCGGCUCGUGAUGAGGAGAGUGAAUUCAAACACAACAAAAGUGAAACAUGAGGGAAAUACCAACGUAUCUUCGGUUGCGUGACUUGUUCGGUAUCCUAACUAAUUUUUUCAAACUCCGAAGCAGCUGUGGAUCAAGAGUGCACCACUGUUCCCCGAGGCUGUAGAUGCAACCUCACGCACUUGAUCUUGCAACGAGACGACUCUCUUUCAUCCCUGUCAUUUCUCUGGACGCAAAACCCACCACAGAAAACAACAUUUUCGGAAUCACUUAAAACAUAC